AUGAUCUUUCAAUUUCUUUUGCAUAUAUUUGGCUCAGUUUUAAGUGAUCUUCAAGGUGGAGUUACAAUGAAAAUAGAAUCCAAAAAAUCAAAGUCAUGGCCAAAAUUAGCCGUGAAGAAUUGGCUUAGUACAAAGAACAGUUCUGAAAAGUUUAACUCAGAAUACUCUGUUAAAGGCACUUCUACAGAAACAAGAAAGAGUUGUUCAGACCAAGAUAGUUACAUCCUCGUACCAGAUAAUUUCUCUGAAGGGUGGUUGAAGCAUUCUACAAAUGGCAUGAAACGUUCGGUGCUUGGGGAGAAAAAACCUCCAUCCAUCAUCACAAAUACUCUCAACCUUAGGAUGUUUGUGGGGACGUGGAAUGUUGGGGGAAAGUCACCAAACAAAGGAUUGGACUUAAGGAAUUGGCUUACGUCUACUUCGCCAGCUGACAUAUAUGUUAUUGGGUUCCAAGAAAUUGUACCACUAAAUGCUGGGAACGUGCUUGGGUCAGAAAACAGUGGCCCAGCAACAAAGUGGCUGGCCUUUAUUCAUCAAGCCCUAAACACUACCAACAAUGAAAGCCCAAAUCAAAACCAACGCUUUAGCUUAGUAGCAAGCAAGCAAAUGGUUGGUAUUUUCUUGUGUGUGUGGGUACGUGCCGAUUUUCGCAACCAUGUUAGUCAACUAAAAGUGUCGCGCGUUGGCACCGGCAUCAUGGGCUAUCUCGGAAAUAAGGGUUCAAUAUCGAUUAGCAUGCGAUUAUUUCAAACCACGUUUUGCUUCGUUUGCACUCACUUGGCUUCUGGAGAGAAAUGUGGUGACGAAUUGCGAAGAAAUUUGGACAUCUCUGAAAUCUUGAAGAGAACUAAAUUUUGUCACUCGUAUAAAUCAAUUGGUCAUUCAGUUCCUCCCGAAAGCAUACUAGAACACGAUAACAUUAUUUGGUUGGGCGAUUUAAAUUAUCGACUUGCGGCUGGUUACGACGACAUACACGAGCUACUAAAAGAGAAUAAUUUAAAGGCGUUACUCGAGAAGGAUCAACUAAGGAUGGAACAGAAAGCUGGAAGAAUAUUUGAUGGUUGGAAUGAAGGAAGCAUAUGCUUUGCACCUACUUACAAAUAUUUGACCAAUUCAGAUCAAUAUGUUGCACAAACCUGUAAAUCCAAGGAAAAACGACGCACCCCUGCUUGGUGUGAUAGAAUUCUAUGGAAAGGAGAAGGAUUAAAUCAGAAAAUGUAUGUUAGAGGAGAAUCAAAAUUCUCUGACCAUAGACCAGUGUAUUCACUAUUCACAGCACAGGUUGAAAUGACAAACAAGAAUCUAACACGUUCUGUUUCUACUACCAAUGUCUCAAGAUCACCAUGUCCCUUAAAACCAUUCACAAAUUCUUCUUCAUUGUCAUCUACAUGUUGUGCUGCAGCAAAAGUACAAGCAGAAGAACAACUCAUGUUACUUGCAACAAGGACACAAAGUUGCAUAGAUUCUGUUUCAAGAUUCUUGUAGUAGUGCAGUUUUCAAGUGUGAUUGGAUGGUUACAAGUUACAACAUUGGAGACAGGGUUUAUAGAAGAAUAUAUAUGAAUAAAGAAAAUAUAGUAGUGAUUUUUUAUGCAGCUUUUUUGGGCAUAAUUGAUUAUUUUUAUCAAGAGAUGUUGAUGUUGAUCAAUGUGGGAACAUAAUGCUACAGUUCUGGCAAUUUUUGAGCUGUCAAAAAGCAUGCCACACUUCACAACAGGUUUUGAGGUUUACAAAUAGUACUAUGCUGAUUUUUAAUGUUUGUAAAAAAAAAAAAAAAAUAGUAGUAACUGCAAGAAUUUUUAUAAAUUAUUGUACUAUAAUAGAUGUUUAUUUCUUAUAUCCAAUUUGUAUUGGUAUCAACUUGUAUAGAUAUAUGUUUAUUACUACUAUAA
Trifolium pratense (red clover) is the source of this 1891-nucleotide messenger RNA. RefSeq names its product type I inositol polyphosphate 5-phosphatase 8. Gene Ontology annotation, molecular function: phosphatidylinositol-4,5-bisphosphate 5-phosphatase activity; phosphatidylinositol-3,4,5-trisphosphate 5-phosphatase activity; inositol-polyphosphate 5-phosphatase activity. The record is from RefSeq and is a predicted model, not a curated record. The coding region runs from base 1 to 1485 and encodes 494 amino acids. Lineage: Eukaryota; Viridiplantae; Streptophyta; Magnoliopsida; Fabales; Fabaceae. The transcript is spliced from 9 exons. Gene Ontology annotation, biological process: phosphatidylinositol dephosphorylation.